Molecule: messenger RNA, 1624 nt
Organism: Cydia fagiglandana
Lineage: Eukaryota; Metazoa; Arthropoda; Insecta; Lepidoptera; Tortricidae
Exons: 5
Coding region: 79-720 (213 amino acids)
Source: RefSeq, a predicted model, not a curated record
UCUCAUCUAGCGCACCGACAUAUUCGCCGCGUUCGAAUUUCGAAUUGUUUGUUUUUAAAUAAAUCAACUGUUCUCGUGAUGCCGCUGCCAUUAUAUGACACAAUUUCCACGACUUCGCAGUCGCGAGCGGAGUCCAUAUUUACAAAAUGCUGCUGCUGCAUUCCACUGAGGCUUGGAUGUUUCAUCCUCGGAUAUUUAAAUCUGGUAUUCAACACCUACCAUACGCUAGCCCUGCUAACUCUGACCACCUACAUCGGCAUCACGACCCACGGCUUCGACCACUUUGACUCUGACCGUCCCAACAUGGUCUCAGACCAGGUGCCAGACAUCGAGUCUGUUGAGAGACCCUUUCUCAACCAAGUGGGGAUACUGCUCAUGGUGGUGCUCUGCGCUAAUAUUGCUUGGCUGAUGAUCAAUGUGGCCUGUCUUGUGGGACUGCAUAAGAAAAGUCUCGGCCCGAUCCGCGUGUACAUCGGCUUCGCGACCGUACGACUGCUGUUGUCUCUCGCCGGCUUUGUCUACCUCGUGAUGUCAUGCAGCGCUGGCACUCAGACCAUCAUCAUCCACAGCUUGGAUCUUGGUCUCGCAGCCUACUUCAUCCUGGUGUACUACGUCUACGCGAUCCACCUGGAGCGUGAACUGGACCAGACCCGGCCCGGGCCUACUAAAGACAUCUUCGUUCAUCCCGUCAAGAUCGAUAAGGAGAAGCUCGUUCUGUAAAUAGCUCCAUAUUUCCAGCACCACACCACACUCUCUAUGAGAAUCACUCUAGAGUUACACCAAGAAAAAUUUGCAGCGACUCUGGUAGUAGCCCACGCAGUGCAAGAGUUAUUUUUAAACGUCAAACUUCUAUGAAAUUAUGACCAGUAAUAUAUGCCUUGUCGAAAAAACGCUUGGUCCGCCAAGCGUAUAAACUCCACGGCCACGUUGACGUCAUACAUUUUAUUGUAAUUAAUCAAUGUAUUUUACCAGCGUCAGCGUCCGGCGUACAUGCUCGGAGCGUGCGUUACACGGCCGUGGCACCACAAACUUUUUUUUUCUUUCUCCAUUAUUGCACAAAUAAGUUCACAGACUCGUGUCUCAGAGCGGAUGGCACUCGCGCGCGCAGUGGUCCCAACCGGUCUGAGAUAUCGUGUCCGUGAACAGUGUCUGUGUGUGCGUUGCUCGACCGCACUUUGUAUGUAGAUUGAUUUCUGUACCUAUCUGUUUUGUGGUGGCACUGUGUACGGUAUUAAAAUCGCUGCAGACUUUUCUUGGUCUAACUCUAAAUAUUAAGUUAACGUAUUAAACGAAUCACUAUUAAGGAAAUGAAAUCUCAAACUGUUUUAAAUAUAAGUUAAUAUUAAAAAAUGUAUUAAAAGUAUUACUAUUCCUGAACCAGGCAAGCUAAUCGUAAGCAUGUGAUGUAGGUAUUUAUAAAAAUAAUUAACAUUAUUGUAUACAAAACGAGAUUAAGAUUUUAUGUCAAAAUAAAUGAGUAUAAAUUGUUACUGUUUGAAAACUAUUCAUAUUGUAACUUUCUAAUUAAGUAGGUACUUUAUUUUUCUUCUGUGUAUUUCUUUUCUAAUAUGUUAAAUAUGUUAUUUGUUUUUAAACUAGUACUUAAAUAAAAUAUUGCGUAAGA